GAACCCCUACCCCCAAUCUGUCUGUGCGCCGCCACCAGCUCCCGAACGGCCGUCCUGCGGCACCGCCACCGCCGCGGCCGUCCCGCCUGGCCAACUGCUCCACCGCCACCUUCUCCGCCGCCCCCGUCCUGCGACGCCACGGGUGGGCGCUCGUUCCGGCACUGCACCAACCACCUGCUCGAUCCACGACGGGGGCUCAUUCCGUGCGCCCUGCCGGAGCGCUGAUAGUUGGGGGGCUGGUGCACAAAGAGGAAGCAGGAGUGUGAACCCCAGGGUGAAAUGGCGAGCGGCGGCAACCCCGGAGUAGUUGGCGAGGAAGGCGUCGGGCCAGAGACUCGCCGCGUCCACGACUAGGUUCCCGAGGGGAUGGAGUUGCGGUUUGCUUUCUUGGUGAACAUUAGAAGGGACCGGUACAUCGUGGAUGCAAAGAAUAGGAAGUAAUUCCAUGGAGGGUUCGAUUAUCCGUUGCCAAUGGAUUGUAAUUGGAGUUUCAGACAAUUUGGGGAGGUAAUUUGGACCCCAUAUCCUUGGGGUUUGCAUGAUGAAGUGGAAUUCAAAUACUACGAUGGGGGAAGUAAAUGGGUGAAAGUUAGUAAUGAUGCAGAGGUCGCUAUCAUGUUUGCUAAGCAUAAGGAGAAAGAGAAAUUUCAUGUGAGGCUGCAAAAUGAUGUGGUUGUGGCGGCACUUGGACGUAGCAUGGCGGGUGCCCCUUCUCGGGUAGAACCAUGUCGUCGUAAUGGCAGCUCUAGUCAGAACAGUUCAGUUAGUGCACGGCGACGUGGUGGCUCGACACGCGUGGGCACCGGCAGAAGGGUCCCCCUUGAAGUGGAGCCUAAUGUCUACAAUUCUGGGGAUGAUGAAGAGAGGCUAUAUUCUGAUGUUGUUCAAAAUUUCCGACGGGCAUCUCGGGCUGAAAACCAAGAUGAGGCUGACAAUGACAUCCCUGUGGUGGAUGACGCGGUGGGUGAGGACAAAGACCAUGCACCUGUUGAAUGGGACCGUGAGAACCCUCAGAUGGAAGAAGGUUCCAUUUUUGCAUCCAUGACUGAGUGUAGAAAUGCACUUGUGACGUACUGCAUCAAGGCAGAACGUACGUUCGAAGUUGACAAGAGCGAUCAAGUACGUUACAGAGUGCACUGUCCGAGUGAGGAUUGUCCAUGGAGGAUGCACGCAUCCAAAAUGCGAAAUAGCACGAAUGUUCAGGUCAAAGUGAACCCUUUUAGACACACAUGCCAGGAAUCAACCCUUAGGAAGGAAACAAUCAGUAGAGCCAAGUCAAGAUGGGUGGCAGAAGAAGUAAAGCGGUGGGUGACAGAAAACCAUCGAGUGGGUACAAAGGAAUUGCAGAAGAACAUCAAAGACAAGUUCAAGAUAGAGUUGCCAUACAUGAGGGUGUUCAAUGGUAAACAACAUGCUAUGAUUCUAUUUAUGGUAACUGGCAGGAAAGUUUUAAAUUGUUGUAUUCCUGCAAAAGUAAAGUGGAGAGGACCAGCCCAGGUAGUAUUGUAGAUAUUGACCACCACUCCGUGGAGUACACAUUGAAGGGAGUGACAAGGACCAAGGAAUGCUUUAGGACGGUUUUUGUCUGCUUUGAGGCUUGUCGCCAGGGUUUUUUGGCAGGCUGCAGGCCGUAUUUGGCUGUUGAUGCUACUUUUCUCACUGGGAGGUUUAAAGGACAGUUAGUAGAAGCUUGUGCAGUUGAUGCACACAAUUUCGUAUUUCCAGUUGCGUACGGUGUGCUGGAGACUAAGUCUUAGGAGAGCUGGACUUGGUUUUUGCAGAAUCUGCGCCGGGCUAUUGCACAUCCCAAUGGGUUGGCAAUUCAUACAGAUGCUUGCAAGGGUUUAGAAGUGGCCGUGGAAAAUGUGUUCCCUAGAGUAGAGCAUAGGGAAUGCAUGCGUCGCCUUGCUGCAAAUUUUGGGAAGAAAUUCAGAAGAAAGUUGUAUGCCGACAAUUUAUGGCCAGCAUCUUUGACUUGCAGUGUGAAGAAGCACAACUACCACUUGAGAUAGUUAUACACGAAUGACACGUGAAGGAAUACUUGGAAACACACCACUCCAAGUUAUGGGCCAUAAGCCAAUUCAGUGAACUGGGCAAAGUUGACUAUGUGCACAAUAAUCUUGUAGAGUCUUUCAACUCAAUGAUCCGGAAACUAAAGGGUCUUUAUUUGGUGGAUUUGCUUGACAAGAUAAGGAUUGAAUACAUGCAGAAGUUUCAUGUCCAUGCAGGAAUAGCCGCAGCAAAAUUCAUGGGCCAUAUUAUCAUCCCUUCGGUGAUGAAUGAAUUGAAGCAAAAAACAAGAGGCUUGGAAAUGGACAUGACUCUUUGCUCGGCUACCACAACAGAGGUGUCAUUUUUGGAUAAACAGAAGAGGGAAUGGAGAUAUCCAGUGGAUUUAGAAGCUAGAACUUACAGUUGUAGGCAAUGGCAGAUAACUGGGUUGCCAUGCAUUCAUGCCUUGU
Messenger RNA from Brachypodium distachyon (stiff brome), 2462 nucleotides. RefSeq lists its product as uncharacterized. The transcript has 2 exons. Bases 472 to 1509 code for a protein of 345 amino acids. NCBI's taxonomy places the organism in Eukaryota, Viridiplantae, Streptophyta, Magnoliopsida, Poales, Poaceae. The record is from RefSeq and is a predicted model, not a curated record.